Messenger RNA from Sparassis crispa, 4737 nucleotides. Its product is annotated as Transposon Tf2-6 polyprotein. Gene Ontology annotation, molecular function: nucleic acid binding. The coding region runs from base 1 to 4737 and encodes 1578 amino acids. The record is from RefSeq and is a predicted model, not a curated record. NCBI's taxonomy places the organism in Eukaryota, Fungi, Basidiomycota, Agaricomycetes, Polyporales, Sparassidaceae. Gene Ontology annotation, biological process: DNA integration. The transcript has 2 exons.
AUGGAUGAAGGACGUCACCAUGCUAGCCAGAAGGAACUUGGUUUUAGAAAACCCGAGAUCUUCAACGGUUCAGACCGUUCGAAGCUUAGGGAAUUUAUAAACCAAUGCAAGAACUACAUGGCCGGAAAUAGCCAUGUCUACCAGGAGGACAAUCAGAAGAUCGCAUUCGUGCUAUCGCACAUGCAAGGAGGAACAGCAGGAUCAUGGGCACAGAGCUUCAUAGAAACGGAACUCACCAAUGAUGACUUCCUUUCUUAUGGGAGUUGGAGAGACUUCAUUGCAAGUGUGAACAAAGCAUUUGGCGAUGAAAAUAUUGAAGAAACCGCUCGUACCUUGCUGCGUAACAUCAAGCAAGGAACUCGUACUGCGGACGACUACAUUGCCGAAUUCCGAUCGCUUGAAUCUAAGGCGAAACUAGAAGAUGCCGGAAAUAUCGAGUAUUUCAAGUGGGGACUUAACGACCCACUCCGACAAAGGAUAUAUGGGAUGGAAAGCAUGCCCAAGACACUUGACAAGUGGUACGAAUACGCCUCGCGGUUUGAUAACCAAUGGAGAUCUGCUCAGAUCUUCAAGCGAGGAGCCACUACGACGACGCGAGGAAAGGGCCGAUCUGUCCAUCGUCCCUACUACUCGGCUUCUGCAAAGGAUCCAAACGCGAUGGAUGUUGAUCGUGUCAAUAUCUCGCGCUUAUCCCCAGACGAGCGACAGAAGAGAAUGAAAGAAGGAUUAUGUUUUCUAUGCGGAAAGAAGGGCCAUAUAGCCAACGACAGACAAUCUCACCCCCAGUCUGGAAGUUUCACCCGUGCUAGAAUGAUACAGCCCGGGUUAGACACAGACACGAUCACAUGGAUCAAGAAGAUGCGAGAAGACCUCGCACAGAAGAAGGAGACGUCGAAGGAAGAAACCAGAGAGGAACAGAUCGCCUAUGUGCGAAACGUCUUCAACGACAUGACAGACGAAGAACGAACCCAAUUGGGAGAGAAGGAAGACGUUACAACAGAAGCCUUGAUCGACUCCGGUGCAGCCGAAACGUUCAUGAACAUUCGUUUUGCAGAAGAAAACGAUUUCAUUAGAUGGGAAUUACCGAAACCGAUUACAGUCAUGAAUGCAGAUGGCACAUCAAAUCAAAUGGGUACCAUUACUCAUUGCACCUGGAAGAUGAUGAAAAUCGGAGGAAGGAAGACACUUACUCGCUUCCUCUUGACCGGCAUUGGCAAAGAAAACAUACUUCUCGGCAUGCCGUGGCUUAAACGCCUCAAUCCGAUGAUCAACUGGGAAACCGGUGACUUUUGGUUUGGUAAAGAUGCCAAAUGGCCACCGAAACCCACCGUCGAAGAUGCACCAGACAAAGAAGUUUCGAUUUUCAAGGAAGAUGGACUCCCAGAGCUAAUCACCACCGAAACUUCCCCUACCUCAUUUGGGCAUUCAGAAUCUAUCAGAGAAAUCAUGACCGAUAACACUGAGCGUGGCGAGUUACCCGCAGUGCGGAAUGAUACCGAACUGGAUGACCUACCAUCAGAAUCCCCUAUGGAUCAGCUCGAUGAUGACGAUCUAGUUAUAUCCUAUAUCGCAGGAGAGCCAGUCAUUGGGAUAUUUGAACCCAUCAGGAAGGAGUCACCUUUGACGAAUGAAGAGACUGAAACCGCAGUCUUCACCAUACGAAGAGGCCCCGCCAUUGGAAGAAUGACACACAGUACUCGAUCCCCAUUAUUCUGUAACGCACAGAAUACGGUCUUUUACAAACCAUCCGGUAAAUCACAAGAAUUGGCACAACAGGCACACAAAGAAGCAUCAGCUGUAGACAAACCCAAAACCGUCGAGGAGUUGGUCCCCAACUACCUCCAUGAUUUGAAGUCCGUCUUUGAAAAGAAAGCAGCUGAACGCUUUCCAGAAACCAGGCCUUGGGACCACGCCAUUGACUUGAAACCCGAUUUUAUUCCACGCGACUGUAAAGUCUAUCCGUUAUCGCUCAAAGAACAAGGAGCGAUGGAUGACUUCCUGGAAGAAAAUCUGCGAAAAGGAUACAUCCGACCGUCGAAAUCUCCCAUGGCUUCACCAUUUUUCUUCGUAGGAAAGAAAGACGGAGCACUACGUCCUUGCCAGGAUUACCGAUACCUGAAUGAAGGGACGGUGAAAAACGCCUAUCCUCUUCCGCUCAUCUCUGACCUUAUGGAUCAAGUCAAAGGCGCAUCGAUCUUUACGAAAAUGGAUUUACGCUCCGGAUAUAACAAUGUCAGAAUCAAAGAUGGUGACCAAUGGAAGGGCGCAUUUAAGACAAAUCGCGGACUUUUUGAACCUAUGGUCAUGUUCUUUGGACUCCGCAACUCCCCGGCGACUUUCCAAAUGAUGAUGAACGCACUCUUCAAGGACAUGAUCGAUGAGGGAUGGAUAGUCAUUUACAUGGAUGAUAUCCUCAUCUUCUCAAACGAUUUGGAAGAACAUCACGUUCGAACCCGACGCGUACUCCAACGACUCAAAGACAACGACUUAUUCCUUAAACCGGAAAAGUGUUUCUUUGAUGUUAAAGAAGUCGAAUUUCUAGGCAUGAUCAUUCAAGAAAACUACAUUGGCAUGGACCCUAUCAAACUUAAAGGAAUUGCAGAAUGGCCUGAACCAAGCACGGUAAAAGGUGUUCGCUCUUUCCUAGGGUUUGGAAACUUCUAUCGGAAGUUUAUUGCCAACUUCUCGGAUAUUGCCAAACCAUUGACGAAUCUUACGCGCACUGCCGCUGGAUCUCCACCUUUUGAAUGGACGACAGAAUGUCAGACAGCUUUCAACACGUUAAAACAACGAUUCAGUACCGCCCCAGUACUGUUACUGCCUGACAAGGCAAAACCCUUUAUUGUUGAAUCCGACGCUUCCAAGUUUGCUACGGGUGCAGUUUUACGCCAAGCCGACAUCAAUGGAGACAUCCAUCCUUGUGCCUACAUUUCACAGACGCUCAAUCCAGCUGAACGAAACUACGAAAUCUAUGACCGCGAACUCCUCGGAAUCAUUCGAGCCCUCACUGAAUGGCGCCAUUAUCUUGAAGGCUCUCCUCAUCCCGUCGAAGUUCGCAGUGAUCACAAGAACCUCACGUACUUCCGUACAGCUCAGAAGUUAAACCGCCGACAAGCACGAUGGAGUCUCAAAUUAUCACAAUUUGAUCUUCACCUCAUCCAUGUCCCUGGCACUCAGAUGAUCCAAUCUGAUGCGCUAUCUCGUCGUAACGGACUCGAUGACAGUGAAAGUGACAACGAAGAUCGCGUUCUUUUACCCAACGCACUAUUCGUGCGAUCCAUUUCCCCGACACUAUUCGAUGAAAUCAGGAAUCACGCAGCAAAAGACCUCAUUGUUCACGAAGCCCUCGAAGCGAUUGCGCACAAAGGGCCAUUCCCCAUGAAAUCAUCGCUUUCUGACUGGGAAGUUCGCGAUGGUGUCAUCCUUUACAAGGGAAAGAUCUACGUUCCACCAUCUGAAACUCUUCGUCGUGACCUCGUUCGACUACAUCACGACUCCCCUGCCAUGGGUCACCCUGGAAAGUUCAAUACUCUUGAACUGUUACGUCGUGAAUUCUGGUGGCCCGGCAUGUAUACAUUUGUCUACAAUUAUGUUGAAGGCUGUGCCGCCUGUCAACAAAUGAAACCGAACACUCAUCCUACGCGUAUUCCUUUGGAACCAAUUCCCGCCGACCCACAUGCAUUACCAUUUUCCUGUUGCACCACCGAUUUUAUUACCGACCUUCCCAUUUCCAAUGGUUUUGAUUCAAUUAUGGUCGUAGUAGACCAUGACCUUACGAAGGGGGUGAUUCUUACGCCCUGCCUCAAAACGAUCACAGCUGAAGGAACGGCCAAGAUUUUUCAUGACAAAGUAUACUCGCGAUUUGGAUUACCCGACCGAAUCAUCUCAGAUAGAGGACCUCAAUAUGCAUCCAAGGUUUUCCAAGAGUUAAAUCGACUACUCCAGAUCAGAUCAUCAAUGAGCACAGCUUAUCACCCUCAGACGGACGGAGAAACAGAGCGAGUCAACCAGGAGCUGGAAAUCUAUCUUCGACUCUAUUGCGGAAACAACCCUGAAACAUGGGCCGACCGCCUGCCAGACCUCGAGUUUUGUCAUAACACAAGGGAACACUCGGCACGGAAGAUGAGCCCAUUCCGCAUCAUGAUGGGAUACGAACCACGUGGACUCCCUUCCGUAUUCCCGACCACGAACAUUCCAUCAGUUGAAUCCAGGCUUGACAUGUUGCAGAAGAUAAGACUAGAAGCACUAGCCAUGCACGAGUUAGCCCGACAACAGAUGGCGGACCGAGUCAGACAAGGAUCGCCGAAGUUUACACUAGGACAGAAGGUCUGGCUAGACUCGAGGAACCUGAAGGUCAAUUACGCCUCGCGCAAGAUAGCACCAAAGCGUGAGGGGCCAUUCGAAAUUGUCGAAGUCAUCGGACCAGCCAACUAUCGUCUCAAACUCCCGAAGACCUGGCGAGUUCAUUCCGUAUUCCACGCCGCCCUUCUAUCUCCUUAUCGCGAAAACAACAUACAUGGUCCGAAUUACGUGAACCCACCACCUGAUGUCGUUGAUAACGAAGAAGAGUACGAAGUCGAAGCCAUCCUGAAUCACAAGACGUACCGAGGUCAUCUGAGGUACUUGGUCAAGUGGAAGGGAUAUUCUUCAGCAGAAAACUCGUGGGAACCUACCCACAAUUUACAGAAUGCCAAGCGAAUCCUCGAUGCAUAUAAAAGGACCAGGAGAAUCCAGUAG